GAAACACCUGUUUACUCGUUUGUUCUGUGAUCGAUUCGUUUGACUUGCAGUUUUAAGACAUAGCACGCAGACGCACUGCAUCGGUGUUUGAUUAAUCUAGACUAUAGUUGGUGCUAGUUUAUCGGAGUUUAAACGAAUUUAGAAUACUUUAUUUUCUGUAGAUAUAAACUUACAAUUCAUUCCACAAAUUGUGGCAUUUGGCAGGAUGUCAGGAUGGCAAGUGGCCCUGGCUUGCCAGACAGCCUGGUGCUGGAGAUCUUCUUGCAUCUUCCUCACAAGGCGGUGCUAAGCGCUGGCCUUACCUGCCAUCAGUGGUUCGCUGUGUCACGGGAUGAGUUUCUCUGGAAGGAGCUCUUCUACAACUACUACCGCAUCCCACGCUCUGUGCCCCGCCACCCAGCGGCUUUGUCAUGGUACAGGGAGUUUAAGCGGUUGUAUGACUGUAUCCCCUGUGUGGAGGUUCAAACUUUAAAGGAACAUCAUGACCAGGUCUUGCAUCUGGCCUUCUCUCACCGCGGGCACCGCUUUUCCUCCUGUUCCAAAGACUGCACUGUUAAGCUGUGGGACACAGAGCGUCCAGAUGGCACCAUCUCUUUGGUUCACAGUUCCAGCAUGCGGCAUUUUAACUGGGGCUACACUCAGUUCUCCCAGUUUAACGCUGAUGACACACUCCUGCUGGUCUCAGGGGUUUACCUGGGCCCACAUCACUCCUCUUCCGGAGAGAUCGCAGUCAUUAGUUUAGAGAACUACACCCUGCUGUCUCGUGUGAGAAAUAAGCCCUACGACGUGUUCGGCUGCUGGCUGAAUGAGACUCACCUCAUCUCUGGUAACUUGCAUUGGAUUGGCAACAUGACCUCCUGCACUGUGCUUUGGCUCAACAAAGCCUUCCAGGACAUUGAGUCAGAAAAUGUGAAUGUGGUGAAGCGUCUCUUUAAGAUCCAAAACAUUAAUGCCAGCACCAUCCGCACAGUGAUGGUCGCCCACUGUCGUCGUCAUGACUCCCCGGACCUGCUUCUGGACUACGAAGCUCAAUCACAGGCUCAGGCCCAGCAGACACAACAGCACCAGCCUUUGCUCUUUGAUCUUGGGAGCACAGACAGUGAAGAGGAGGAGGAUGAAGAAGAUGAGGAUUAUGUGGAUGAGGAGCGAAGAGACAAGAGAGGCUCUGCACAUCUGCCCUCAUUUAACCCAUCUGGAUUGCAGCAUGUUAUACAUGGACGUAAGAACACCGCAGCCCGCGAUCGUGAGUUAGAGACGCAUGUGGCAAAGCUAAUGGGCAGCAGGCGCACAAAAGCUCCUGAUCCAAACCUGGUGUCUCCAUCUGCUCCUGGAGGUGAAGAAGAAAAGACUUACCUCCUCUUCACCACAGGCAGCCUCACCUAUUCCCCUCACCAAAUAGGUAUUAAGCGUAUAAUGCCUGAACAGAUGACAACUUGUGGGCCCGUGUUGGGAGAGGAGCGCAGCACAGAGGAGUUCUUUGACUCGCUGGAUCAUGUGAUCGACAUACAUGGUCACAUCAUUGGCAUGGGACUGUCACCCGACCACAGGUACUUGUAUGUGAACAGUCGAGCAUGGCCAACGGGCUGUGUGAUAUCAGAUCCUAUGUCCCCUCCACCUAUCGCAGAAGAGAUCGACCUGCACGUGAUUGAUCUGAAGAGUCUAAGAGAGGAGCGUCGCAGCCUUCGAGCCCACCGGGCUUUCACUCCGAAUGACGAAUGCUUCUUCAUCUUCCUCGAUGUCAGCAGGGAUUUUGUUGCCAGUGGAGCGGAGGACAAGCACGGUUACAUCUGGGACCGGCACUACAACAUCUGCCUGGCGCGUCUGCAGCACGACGACGUGGUCAACUCUGUAGCCUUCAGCCCAGCGGACCAGGAGCUGUUGCUGUCUGCCAGCGAUGACUCCACCAUUAAAGUAUGGCGCUCACCACGCAUGGUGCGACUUGGACAGAGCCCACAGCGGCCCCACAGGGCUCGAAAACUUCUCUCCUCCCUGUUCGGCCACAGAAGUGCUCAUUUGAACGGUAAGCCUUGACCCGAUCACAUGACAAAAAAGGCUUCGUCACAGAGGCUUUGAAUGAAGACACUCCAUGGGACAUUAAU
This is a messenger RNA of Misgurnus anguillicaudatus (oriental weatherfish), 2099 nucleotides long. RefSeq names its product F-box and WD repeat domain containing 5 (gene fbxw5). Gene Ontology annotation, cellular component: SCF ubiquitin ligase complex; Cul4-RING E3 ubiquitin ligase complex. Gene Ontology annotation, molecular function: protein binding. Gene Ontology annotation, biological process: protein ubiquitination. The record is from RefSeq and is a predicted model, not a curated record. NCBI's taxonomy places the organism in Eukaryota, Metazoa, Chordata, Actinopteri, Cypriniformes, Cobitidae.